CGUGUGCCUGUGGGGAAGUGCGUCUGGUGCCGCAUCCUCCCUCUUCUUUUCUUGAGACAGACCGGUGAUAUAAAACUACCAUCCACGCCGCUGUCUCCCUGUGCUGCUUCGGGUUGGAGUUAUCGAUCCGUAGUUCUGUCCAGAAACUUCCAACGGUUCCAGCGGUGAGCGCAGAAGAAGAAUCCGACAAAGAUGAACGAGACCGAGCUGAACGCGUACGACUUUGAGCGACGCUUCGACGAGAGAAGGGCUUUUGAAUGGAUGCAGGAAAACUGGACCAACUCCUUUAUGUUCUGUGGCCUGUAUGCUGCUUUCGUUUUCGCCGGGCAGCACUUCAUGAGGGAGAGGCCAAAGUUGAACCUGCGCCGCCCACUGGCACUGUGGUCACUCAGCCUUGCCAUUUUCAGUAUUGUUGGAGUGGUUCGGACAGGACUCUACAUGAUGCACGUCCUCACCACCAGCGGGUUCAGGCAGUCCGUGUGUGACAUCGGCUUCUACCACGCGCCCCUCACCAAAUUCUGGGCCUGGGCUUUUGUUCUGUCCAAGGCUCCUGAGCUCGGUGACACAGUCUUCAUAGUUCUCAGAAAGCAGCGUCUGAUCUUCCUGCACUGGUACCACCACAUCACCGUCCUGCUUUACUCUUGGUUCUCGUACAAGGACCAGGUGGCUGGAGGGGGCUGGUUUAUGACCAUGAACUACUUCGUCCACUCCCUCAUGUACACGUACUACGCGGCUAGGGCUGCCGGGAUCCGUAUACCACGAUUCUGUGCCAUGUUCAUCACUACCAUGCAGAUUCUACAGAUGGUGAUGGGGCUAACGGUGCUCAUUUUUGUUUAUAAUUGGUUAAAUGAAGUCCACUGUCCAUCCAACAUGCACAACAUAACAUGGGGGUCUCUAAUGUAUCUCAGCUAUUUGAUCCUGUUUGGCAUGUUUUUCUAUGAGUCCUACCUCAAGGGAUCCCACAGUAGCAGCAAGUCAAAGAAAGAGUAAAGUAUGAACAGACUGUGCCAUAAAAACAGAUGGAUUUUUGGACAUUUAAAAACAAACUAACUAACAGAUUUUCCUAGUGUUUCAACAUCAACUGACCUUUAAAGCAGUUUUAGUGAGCUAAUCUGCAUGUAGCACAAUUUCCAAUGAUGAAAAUUAUAAUGAUAUGAUAAGGUUAUUUAAGACUAACAGGUAAAGAUGCAUGGUAUGGAUUACAAGGGAAUUAAAAAAAAACACUGAGUAGAUUUAGAUAUAAUUGUGAGCACUCUAAUUUAUUUUAACUUUAUACCAAAAACCCCUAUUUUAAAGAUUUUAUCUUGAAAAUUAUUUAAGAAAUUGCAUUCUUUGUGGAAUUGGUAAUAUUUAAUUGCUACAAUAGUGCCAUACAAUAUUAAUUAAUUUAAUGCAUUUUUAUUGUUAUUCCCAGUUCCUAUAGUCUUGACUGAUACCUGUAAGCCAUAGAAAGGGGGGGGGGGAAGGACACUAAAUUACAUUGUUUUCAACCCAUCCAAGUUGAUUUUGUGCUUGAAAGAAAGAACUAAAGGUACUGCCCUUAACCUUAGCUGUGGGGAUAAGAUCUUAAAGGCAUUCCUGUGACAGUGUGUAGUUACUUCUUGGUAGCGUCAGAAGAUCUUGUGUUUUUACUUGUCCUUAAUUUACCCUUGUUUUUUAUGUUAAAAAUAUGUUUACACAACAUAUGCCUUCCAGUCCAUGAUAUGCACUGAAUAAUAAUGCCCCAUACUGCGCGAGUGUUUAAUAUUCACUCAACUGUGAAAGAGGGAUUCUGGUCCGUCUCAGUGAAUUAGAAUAUAGAAAAAUGCAUGAAAUUUGAUAAAUAUAGACUGUCAUUUAAAGCUUCACCAUGUCACUUUUCUAAUGGGGGGGGCUUCUAUCUGCUUGUUUUGCUUUGCUUCGAAGGUUCCACAGUAUGACAUUAAACAUGUAUAUGGUUAUAUUGCUCAAUAUUAUAUUUGUGAGCGGGUUUACCUCUCCACAAAUCUGACCUGUAACUUUCCCUGGCAUAGCUACUUAACUGUAAUGUCAUACUGUGUAACAUGCAAGCCAAUGGAAAAACACUGCCGUUAGGAAGGGCAGGUGGCAGACUCCAUUCCAGAAAGGUUAGUGUACCUUUAAUGAACAGGACUUCAUAAAUAUAGUAAAAUUGGGCAUUUACAUACAGAAAAUGAAUUAAUAAUAGAUAAAAAUAGAACUUGCGUCCAAAAAUAUGAAUGGCAUCUUUGUGCUGUCUGCAACAAGCUGCUAAAGAGAGAGUAUUAUAAGGGAAGUUGUGUCCUAUGUGUAUAUAUAUAUUUAUUUUCUUAAUAUAAUGUUAAUGUUAAUGUAUGGUCAGUUGUUAAUAUCUAAAACUAGUGUAAUUUCUUUCCUUAAUUUUUACAUUCCUAGUUUUGUUGUAACCUGUUCUUGCUGAAUAUAGCAAACAUACAGCAAAGUAGCCUUAAUGAAUCAGUUACACCAAACCAUUCCACAAUAUAUGAACUAUCUGUCCAUUCAGUUUGACUUUUUGUUCUAGUUUAUGCCCAGUUCCAGAGUUUGGGGUUGAAAGGGUUUGUGAUGAAGAUGCGUAUUAUUACUUUGUUAAAAAACACUUUGAUGUAAUGAUUUAUUUGUAAUCUUUGGCAGCAUAUUUUAAUGUUACCUAUUUUACUACAGUUUCAGAUAAACUUGACAAGAGAAACUGAAGGACAAAUGUUUUUAUGCUGGUUACAGGUGAAUAGUGGGUUAGCUGCAUGUCUUCUGGAGAAUGUACUGACUGCAGUGGCCAGUAUUAAAUAUAUCUGUUGUAUUGUGAAGCGUUGACAGAUAUUUGUCUUCCUAUAGGCUAUGCCAUUGUAAUCUAUACGUAUUUUUUUCUGACGCACAAAACCUUAAAGAUUACUUUCAUUCAUUUUAUCAGUGAACGUCUGAACAUCCCUUAUCUUUAAAGUGGUCUAACUUGAAGUCCUUUGUGCCAAACAAUGCAUUUUUUUUCUUGUCAUCUGUGCUGUCUUUUGCUAUUAGCCACUUAAAAUGUGAAAUAAAAUAGUUCUUUCUGUGGUUGAAGUCCAUUCAAAGGGAACCUGUUAAAAAGGGCUUUGCAUAAUUUGAAAUGUUACAAUAAAAUAAUUACAAAUAACUGACAAUAA
This is a messenger RNA of Boleophthalmus pectinirostris (great blue-spotted mudskipper), 3131 nucleotides long. RefSeq names its product elongation of very long chain fatty acids protein 6-like. The transcript is spliced from 4 exons. NCBI's taxonomy places the organism in Eukaryota, Metazoa, Chordata, Actinopteri, Gobiiformes, Gobiidae. Bases 193 to 990 code for a protein of 265 amino acids. The record is from RefSeq and is a predicted model, not a curated record. Gene Ontology annotation, molecular function: fatty acid elongase activity. Gene Ontology annotation, cellular component: endoplasmic reticulum; endoplasmic reticulum membrane. Gene Ontology annotation, biological process: fatty acid elongation, polyunsaturated fatty acid; very long-chain fatty acid biosynthetic process; sphingolipid biosynthetic process.